AUGAAAUAUUUUAGAACCUUUCUGACCUUAGUUAUAAAUGCAAUAGCUCUUUUAGAACCUUGUGCUUGUGACUGUAUAAUAGUAAGAAGGCUUGCAGGAGCCAGCCCAGCUGAUAUUGGAGACUUCCCCUACCUUGUUGCAGUUUUACACCCAGAGGUAAGAUGUACUGGAAGCUUGGUAAGCAGUCAAUGGAUACUGAGCGCUGCUCAUUGUGCUGUCUACGAUCGAAAAAUUAUCAAGCCGUCAGAUAUGGUACUUGUUGCAGGUGUUGUAGACUUUAAUGACACAAAGUCAAAAACAAGGCAAAUACGAAAGGCCAAAUCCAUAUAUCCGCAUCCGAAUUUUGAGGAACUGAAGAUAGCUGGGUCAGAUAUUGCUCUAAUAAAAGCCGAACGGCCUUUUGAACUAAAUAAUGAAUACGUAUCAGCCAUAAAGGUGUCAGGCACUCCAUUUACUAUAAACUCAGAUACAGCUUGCACAGCUAGUGGAUGGGGUGAUACGAAAGACAGUAGUACCAAUUCCAAGUUGCAUCAGCUCAAGGUUAUAGCAGUUCAGUCUAAAUCAGUAUGUCAUGGAUUAAGUACUCACGAAAGAAAAAACAUGAUUUGCUUGAGAAAUAACGGUGGUUCUGGCCUUUGUGAUGGAGACAGUGGUGGACCUCUUGUUUGUGAAGAUGAAGUUGUUGGUGUUGCUCAUCAGGUGUACAUAGAAAAGGUCAACUAUACUGGGCCAAGUGAUAUGGAUUGUGGAUCCAGUACACUAGUUCAUACAUAUAUGUUUGUUUGUCCUUAUCUUGACUGGAUGCGUAACUUUGUUUAUGAAACACCAAAAAAACCUAAGAAGUGUUUCUCUUUGAAUAUGAAAAUGAGAAAUAAAGCUGAAGAGUAUGAUUAUCAAAUUGAUUACGAGCGAAAGUGA
Nezara viridula (southern green stink bug) is the source of this 918-nucleotide messenger RNA. The record is from the annotation of a GenBank genome assembly. NCBI's taxonomy places the organism in Eukaryota, Metazoa, Arthropoda, Insecta, Hemiptera, Pentatomidae.